Molecule: messenger RNA, 1698 nt
Organism: Bactrocera latifrons
Lineage: Eukaryota; Metazoa; Arthropoda; Insecta; Diptera; Tephritidae
Exons: 2
Coding region: 343-930 (195 amino acids)
Source: RefSeq, a predicted model, not a curated record
CCUUGCCUAGCCCUCUUACUAUAAAAAAAUGAAAGUUCCGAGUCUGUACUUUCAAUUAAAAAAAAACAACCGCCAAUUACCGUCCCUUUUAGUAACAUCGAUUUUAAUUUCAAAAGUCACUUCCAAUAUUUCAUAAAAAUGGUCAAUAAGGCAACAAAUUAGUAUACUUUCAGGCUCUCGUGAAUUGAAGCUUGAAACGAUUUUUAAGUGAAACAUUAUUUUUAUUUACGAAUAUGUAGGCGUAACGAAAUUGAAUGACAUUUCAAUCGAAAUAAAAACAUAUAGUUUUCACGGCUAAAAUAUAUUAAUUUUCAUUCAWAUACUUAUAUAKUUURUAUUAAUAUGAGUACUUUUUCGUUUCUAUACAAUGAAUUAAGCGAGGAGCUUAUUAACAGUGAUCGCAAUGUUGAUUUAUUGACUGAAUACAUAAAAUCGAGAAAUUCAGGUGUAACUGAUGAAGAUGUUGCAUAUGUGAAAAUAAGUAUAUCGCAGCGGUUUUUACCUAUAUUUAAUAAAAGGUGGUUUGGGGCAUCCCAAAACAUUGCUCGUUUUUUUGCAAGUAAUUCAGUUUGGCUUACAAUGACAAAUUUAAAUUACAUAUAUACGUCGGACACUGCGAAACUGUUCGUACAAAAUUAUAGUUGGUUUUAUAUGCCUGUUACUGUGCACAAAGUACUAAUGCAUGGUAAGGAUAUAAUGGAUGCUGCCGUAUUACCAAUAGGAAUGCUUUCAGAGGAAGCCGAGGAAGCCAGAAACAAAGACUACAGGAAGUAUCGAUUGAUGUUUUCGAGAAAGUGUGAUCGAAUUUCUACUGAUGUCUUCAACAUACUUCUUAUAACUUCGGAUCCUUACAUAAGUAGCUUAAGGCGUCAUUCGAACAAAAUUUCCUUAGAACUAGAUCCCAUUGUUAAAGAUAUGGUGCUUGCAUAAUAUUACAAAUACAAACUAACACAAUUUUUCGCCUGUUACAUAUUCAAUUAAAACAUUGCUUAUUAUAUUGAAUUUUUAUCAAGCUGAAAGGUAUAAAUAACGUUAAGUUUAAUUUUUUUUCAUCAGGAAAACUCAAUUAAGAAGUCCCGAAUUUCAAGUCCCUAGGUCCAAAAAUAAAAAUUUUGGCAAUUGCAGUUAUAUGGGAGGUGGGUGUGGCAGUGGGCGGUUUUCCAAUAUUUUUUCAAAAUUUCUUAAUUUAGUCCAGAGAAGUGUUUCUGCAAAGUUUCAUUGCUGUACGACCACUCCUUCUAUUUUUUUCCAAGAAAUGUAUGGAGCGGUGCCACUGUGCGCUGUAGAUAUAAGGCAAGAAUAGUAAAGAAGCUAAGAAACGGAUGUUGAAUCCAUUUAUAAACAUUUUACAGACCCACGGAAAUGCUUUAGAUGUCUUAAAUGUUUUCAUAUUGCGGGAGUAUUUAAAUAAUGAAAAUUGUUAUAAUCUGGAUUGCCUGCCUACAUUAUUGUCAUUGGUUUUUGUAGGCUGUCCGUAUCGCUUUGUCUCCAGAUUCCUUUGACUUUGUUCGAUUUAGGCAACCUACAAAUAAAUUUAAUGCUUACUUCUUAUAUCAUUUAAUAUAAUCCAAAUAUCUUUACCCAUAUCGGUGUAUAAUAUAUUUCGAUUAUGUAUCAUAUUUAGAAGUGAUUUAUAAUUCCAAAAGGCGAAAAAAUUCAAUUUUUGUUUUUAGACCAGUGUUGUGUACCAAGUUCAGC